AUGCCUUCUGAACCCGGUUCCAUACCGGAGACUCCUCGAGUCAUUCCUCCUUCUCCUGCUUCAUCUGAGCGUCGAUCAAGCUCGGGCGAUUACUUCGGACCUACAACACGCUCUGCAGCACGCCGGCAGCGACUUGGGGAGGUAACGGAAGAAACACCUGAUACCUCAAACUCGGAUUCGAAACGCUCACGAGCGCGGUCUCGCAGCCCCAAAUCUCCUGAGUCUACAAGGCGCCGUACCCGCAAAUCUAAUCCGAAGUUGCCCGCUGGAAAGCCCAAGAAGCAGACGAAUGGUCAUGCGGAGUCCAACGGAUAUCUAUCACCUAUCGCGAAACCCGGCGGCAACUGGCACGACAUCUCUCGAUCACCUUCUCCUCUCGGUCUCAUACCUCUCCACAGCCGUUAUCGCUCCUUUAUACACCGUCAUGAGAUCCCGCGCAAACUUCUCCAUGUAUCGAUCGGCUUCCUAACCCUCAACUUGUACAGUCGCGGCAUUCAAACCCUCCAGAUUACGCCAUGGCUCUUCGGAGCUCUCGUACCGAUAGCAACGGUAGAUAUCGUCCGUCACCAUUCCACCAAGAUCAACAACAUAUAUAUUCGCUGUGUGGGGGCUUUGAUGCGCGAGACAGAGGUUUCCGGCUAUAACGGUGUGAUCUGGUAUCUUGUGGGCACAUAUGCAGUGCUGCGCUUCCUCCCCAAAGACGUCGGAGUCAUGAGCGUACUGCUCCUCAGUUGGUGUGAUACUGCAGCCUCCACAUUCGGUCGUCUCUACGGCCGUUACACAUUCCAGCUGCGCAAGGGCAAGAGUUUCGCCGGGACACUGGGAGCCUGGUUUGUGGGUGUCCUGACCGCAGCCGCAUUCUGGGGAUACUUCGUACCUUACAUCGGAACCUUCCCCAAUGACCCCGAGGGAUCGUUCAUGUUCACCGGUCAGCUCAACCUUCUUCCUAGCUCGAUCAAGAACCUCAUCGGCUGGACUGCGGACACCCCCAGCGCUGUCAUUUCCGGCCCGUUGGCCCUCGGCGUUAUGAGCGUCGUCUCCGGCUUAGUCGCCGCUGGAAGCGAGUUCGUGGACAUCUUCGGCUGGGAUGAUAACCUUACUAUCCCGAUCUUGAGCGGUAUCGGAUUGUGGGGUUUCCUGAAGGUCUUUGGUUGA
Aspergillus luchuensis is the source of this 1155-nucleotide messenger RNA. RefSeq names its product diacylglycerol/polyprenol kinase family protein. Gene Ontology annotation, cellular component: endoplasmic reticulum membrane. Lineage: Eukaryota; Fungi; Ascomycota; Eurotiomycetes; Eurotiales; Aspergillaceae. Gene Ontology annotation, molecular function: ATP-dependent diacylglycerol kinase activity. The coding region runs from base 1 to 1155 and encodes 384 amino acids. The transcript has a single exon. Gene Ontology annotation, biological process: phosphatidic acid biosynthetic process. The record is from RefSeq and is a predicted model, not a curated record.